AUGAAUCUCAGAACAGAUCAGUGGGCUUAUCGCCUUGUUCUUCUUAUCCAGAUCUUCGUACCGAUCGUUUAUAUUAUCGGAUCGUUCUUCGUGCCAGAGAGCCCCCGCUGGCUUAUUGGAAACGGACGAUACGCAGAUGCGGAGAAAGAGCUCAAAGUCCUCCGCAAAGACACUUCGACUCUGGGUCCUGGAUGGAAUGUUUUAGGUUCGCCUUCAUUUUGGUAUAACCCCGAUGAGGAUGAUACCGAGAAUCAAUUAGGGGCCCCAACCUGCGGCGAACCUUGA
Penicillium longicatenatum is the source of this 285-nucleotide messenger RNA. Its product is annotated as Major facilitator superfamily domain general substrate transporter. NCBI's taxonomy places the organism in Eukaryota, Fungi, Ascomycota, Eurotiomycetes, Eurotiales, Aspergillaceae. The transcript is spliced from 2 exons. Gene Ontology annotation, biological process: transmembrane transport; carbohydrate transport. Gene Ontology annotation, molecular function: carbohydrate:proton symporter activity. The record is from RefSeq and is a predicted model, not a curated record. Gene Ontology annotation, cellular component: membrane. The coding region runs from base 1 to 285 and encodes 94 amino acids.